GGCGCUCACUUGAUGUGCUUAAACAAGCAAGCCGUGCGGUGCCGCGGUGCGGUACGAAACGGCCGCGGCAAGUUAAUCAGUCGCAGCCGCGGGACAGCACAGGCAGGGCGGACGGACGCCUUUGGCGCCACCCAGACCACAAGCAACGGCGGGACCCCGGCCCGGCCCGCCCACUUGGCCACAGCUGGCAGGCGGACCCGGUCCCGGUCCCGCGCCCCCGCCCAAUGCCGCGGCACCACGUGGCGCGCGCGGGCCCGGCCUCAUAAUUCAGUCGCACGUACGCCGGCCCCACACGCCAGCAUCUCGCGCCCGCGCACGACGACGACGGGCCGGAUAAAUACGGACUCCGGACGCGCUCACGAACACGAACGGGGCUUUUCUUCCUCUCUGGUCAUCGUCGGAGCAGCAGCAAUCACCGGCGUUGAGAAGGCGGCGGGGCUACGAAUCAGUGAGCUGGAGGUCUUGACCAUGGAGGCGGAGGUGCAAGCGCGCGAGGAGGUGGAGGAGGAGGAGGAGGAGGUGGCGUGCGAGUGCUGCGGGUUCACGGAGGAGUGCACGGCGCCGUACAUCGCCGGCGUGCGCUCGCGGUACGGCGGGCGGUGGAUCUGCGGGCUGUGCGGGGACGCGGUGGCCGAGGAGAUGUGCAGGGCCUCGCCGCCGGUGUCGCCCGCGGAGGCGCUGGACCGCCACGCCUGCGUGUGCGGCGAGGGGCGCCGCGCGUCCGCUCCCCCGUCGCCCGGCGACGAGCUCAUCGCGGCCCUGCGGCUGCUGCUCCGCCGCAGGCUGGGCUCGCCGUCGCCGCCGAGGCUGGUCCGCUCCACGCCGAGCAGCCCGAGGCGCGACGCCGUGGCCCCCGCCGCGGCCGCGGGCGCCGGGCCCGGCGCCGGCUGCCCGCUCGCGCGCACCGAGAGCUGCUUCGCCGCGCUCGUGGAGUAGCGAGCGUCCAAGAGGCCCAAACCGAGGCCUCCCCGGAAAAUCAAAAAAAGAACCUGAUGGUAGUCUCUUCUUUUAGUUUCCUUUUUUGCAAUUUUCCUUCGUCCUCUGUAAAUAUGCAUGCCAUGUAUUGAUCCCGUUUCUAGCUUAGGAUGAUGCAGCCGUGAGAGGAAUAAAACCAAUGUGUACAGAGUGAAUACAGUAACAAAAAAUAUGACCAAAUGGAAGUGGAAGUAAUUCCAUGUGUUUAUCAUCA
Molecule: messenger RNA, 1189 nt
Organism: Triticum aestivum (bread wheat)
Lineage: Eukaryota; Viridiplantae; Streptophyta; Magnoliopsida; Poales; Poaceae
Exons: 1
Coding region: 13-936 (307 amino acids)
Source: RefSeq, a predicted model, not a curated record